AUGUUGAGGAAUCAAAUAAUAAAAGAAACGCACACACGAACCACAGGGCACCAACGUUUCAACAACACCGUGCCUCAGCAUAACUAUGGCACACCAAAACCUCGCACACACAAAUACACAAACACGUACUUGCGCAUCGGGACAUCAACCAACUCUGCGAAGUUAACAUUAGAGUCGAUUUCCACAGCCCCUUCCUGUCUCCAGAGGGUCCUUACAGCAACCAUGAUUAAACGACAAAGCGUCCCUCCACAGAUAUAG
Trypanosoma brucei brucei TREU927 is the source of this 258-nucleotide messenger RNA. RefSeq lists its product as hypothetical. Lineage: Eukaryota; Euglenozoa; Kinetoplastea; Trypanosomatida; Trypanosomatidae. The coding region runs from base 1 to 258 and encodes 85 amino acids. The record is from RefSeq and is a predicted model, not a curated record. The transcript has a single exon.